Naegleria gruberi is the source of this 5274-nucleotide messenger RNA. Its product is annotated as RNA polymerase II. The transcript is spliced from 2 exons. Gene Ontology annotation, biological process: transcription by RNA polymerase II. Gene Ontology annotation, molecular function: DNA binding. Lineage: Eukaryota; Heterolobosea; Eutetramitea; Acrasida; Naegleriidae. Gene Ontology annotation, cellular component: RNA polymerase II, core complex. The record is from RefSeq and is a predicted model, not a curated record. Bases 1 to 5274 code for a protein of 1757 amino acids.
AUGUCUGUCUGUGAAGUGCUUCACGCUGAAACACAAGAAAAGGGAAAACCAAAGGAAAGUGGUUUGAUGGAUCUUCGUAUGGGUACCAUUGAUCACCAUCUUUCUUGUCUGACUUGUGGAGGUAACGCUACAGAAUGUCCUGGUCACUUUGGCCACGUUAGAAUACAUCCAGUGUUUAAUGUUCUCUUUAUUAAUACAGUAGUGAAGGUGCUACAAAGUGUGUGUAUUCAUUGUGGUAAACUUUUAGCGGAUAAGAGUAGCUUACAAUUUAAGAAGGCAUCAAAAUUCGUGAACAGACGUAAAAGAUUCAAAGAAAUGAUCGAUCUGUGUAGAAAAGACAAAUGUAUAAUAGAAACAGGAAACAAGGAAAAUGAACAAAAUCAAGAAGCUAAUAUUGACCCAACUUUCCAACCAAGAAAUGGUUGUGGUGGUCUCCAACCUAAGAUUUCCAGAGAUGGAUUAAAGAUUUUUGCAGAAUAUAAGAAGGAUACUAGCGCCGAAGCUAAACAAGAAUUAACAAAACAAGAAUUGACAGCAGAACGUGCUCUUCAAAUCUUUAAGAGAAUUCCUGCUGAGGAUUUGGAAUUGUUAGGUUUUGAUAAGGAUAAUGCUCGUCCAGAAUGGAUGAUUCUUACAUGUUUACCUAUUCCUCCACCACAGGUUCGUCCAAGUGUUCACCACGGUUCAGCUGAUCGUUCUGAAGAUGACUUGACACACAAACUUGCAGAUAUUAUCAAGGCUAAUGCUGCCAUUCAAAAGAAUGAAAAGUCAGGUACACCACUUCAUCAAAUGGAAGAAAUGGUUAGAAUGUUACAAUAUCACUGUGCUACCUAUGUGAAUAAUGAAUAUCCAGGUGUUCCAACAGCUACAACUAAAAGUGGAAGACCUUUAAAGUCAAUCAGACAAAGAUUGAAGGGUAAGGAAGGACGUGUCAGAGGUAACUUGAUGGGUAAACGUGUUGAUUUUUCUGCAAGAACUGUCAUUACUGCCGAUCCAAAUAUUGAUAUUGAUCAAGUUGGUGUUCCUCGUACUGUUGCUUCAAAUAUGACAGUACCUGAAAUUGUUACACCUUUCAAUUUUGAAAGAUUGAAUGAAUUAGUUACAAAUGGUCCUUUAACUUAUCCUGGUGCCAAGUAUGUUAUUCGUGAAGAUGGUACACGUAUCGAUUUGAGAUUUGCUUCAGGAAAAGCUAACGAUCAAAUUCAAUUGGAAUAUGGUUACAAAGUUGAACGUCACUUACAAGAUGGUGAUGUUAUUCUUUUCAACAGACAACCUUCUCUCCACAAAAUGUCUAUGAUGGGUCACAGAAUUAAGGUCAUGCCUUACAGUACAUUCAGAAUGAAUUUGUCAGUCACUACCCCAUACAAUGCUGACUUUGACGGUGACGAAAUGAAUUUGCACGUUCCACAAUCUCUUCAAACAAAAGCCGAAUUGUUAGAAUUAAUGAUGGUCCCUAGGAAUAUUAUUACUCCUCAAAGUAACAGACCAGUUAUUGCCCUUGUCCAAGAUACUUUAUUGGCUGCUUCUAAACUUACACGUCGUGAUGUCUUUAUUGCUAAAGAUUUAAUGAUGAAUUGCUUAAUGCACUUGAUUGAUUUUGAUGGUAAAUUACCUGUUCCAGCUAUUUUGAAACCAAAACCAUUGUGGACUGGUAAACAACUUUUCACAUUCCUUCUUCCAAAAGUCAAUCUUGAAAAUACAUCAUCAACCCACGAAGAUUUGACCGAUAAGAAAGAUCACUUGGAUCACGACAUACCUGAAUUUGAUACAAAGGUUUUAAUUGACAGAGGUGAAUUAGUUUCAGGUGUUUUGGACAAGAAAUCUCUAGGUUCUUCUCACGGUUCAUUGAUUCACAUUAUUGUCAAUGAAAAGGGUGUUAAUGAAGGAAAGAAAUUCUUGGGCCAAUGUCAAAGAGUUAUUAACCAUUGGCUUAUUAACCGUGGUUUCAGUAUUGGUAUUGGUGACACUAUUGCCGAUAAAGCUACUAUGGAACAAAUCGAAGAAACUAUUAGAAAAGCCGAAAAGGACGUCAAACUUAUUGUCAAGGAUGCUCAAGAAGGUAAAUUGAGAGCUGAAGCUGGUAGAACUAUUCAACAAUCUUUCGAAAAUCAAGUUAACAAGGUUCUUAACAAGGCCAGAGAAGAUGCUGGUAACAAGGCUAAGAAGUCAUUGAAGGAUGACAAUAACAUCAAGUCCAUGGUGACAGCCGGUUCUAAGGGUUCUUACAUUAACAUUUCACAAAUUAUUGCUUGUGUCGGUCAGCAAAACGUCGAAGGUAAACGUAUUCCUUAUGGUUUCCGUAAUAGAACUUUACCUCACUUUGCCCAAGAUGACCAUGGUCCUGAAAGUCGUGGUUUCGUUGCUAACAGUUACCUCAGAGGUUUAACUCCUCAAGAAUUCUUCUUCCACACUAUGGGUGGUCGUGAAGGUUUGAUCGAUACUGCCGUCAAGACAUCUGAAACUGGUUAUAUCCAAAGAAGAUUGAUAAAGGCUAUGGAAGAUAUCAUGGUCAAGUACGAUGGUACUGUCCGUGAUGCUCAAGGUAAUGUUGUCCAAUUCUUGUAUGGUGAAGAUGGUAUGGAUGCCCACAAGGUUGAAUCUCAAUCAAUUGAUAUUAUGAAUUUGAGUGAUGCUAAAUUCCAAGACAAGUAUUGGUACAAUUCUCUUGGUAGUUCUCCUUCUUUCACAAACCCAACUGAAUCUAGUGUUUCAAUGCCAUCAGGUGGUAUUCUUAAGGAGUCUUUCAUUUCUACUAAGGUUUAUGAUGAAAUUUUGAAGGAUCCUGCAACCUAUCUCUCAAAGGUCCGUGAAGAAUACAAGACUUUGAUGGAAGAUCGUCACAUUUUACGUACUGAAAUCUUCCCUAAUGCUGAAAAUAAGAUUGUCAUGCCUGUCAACUUGAAACGUAUUAUUAAGAAUGCUCAAAAAGAAUAUGGUAUCCAUCCAAGUAUUGGUAAGCCAUCAGACAUGAAUCCUAUUUAUGUUAUUGAAAAGAUUAAGAAGUUGUGUGACGACUUGGUUGUUAUCAAGGGUACUGAUGAAUUGUCAACUGAAGCUCAAACUAAUGCAACUUUACUUUUCAGUAUGUUCUUGAGAUCAACCUUCUCUUCAAAGGUUGUUCUUAAAGAAUUGUGUCUUACCCAAGAAGCCUUUGACUUUUUGGUUGGUGAAAUUAGAAUGAGAUUCCACAAUUGUUUGGCUCAACCAGGUGAAAUGGUCGGUUCUGUUGCUGCCCAAUCUAUUGGUGAACCUGCUACUCAAAUGACUUUGAAUACUUUCCACUUUGCCGGUGUGUCUUCAAAGAACGUUACUUUGGGUGUUCCUCGUUUGAAGGAAUUGUUGAACGUUGCCAAGAAUAUUAAGACUCCAGGUUUGACUAUUUAUUUGAAUAAUGAAUAUAUUGGUGACUUUGAAAAGGCCAAGAUGGUUAAGGAAGAUUUGGAAUAUACUACUCUUGGACAUGUUACUGCUGCUACUUCAAUUGUUUACGAUCCAGAGCCAGCAAACUCUGUUAUUGAAGAAGAUAGAGAAUUCAUAGAAGAAUUGUUGGAAGAACUCAAGGAUACAGCAGUUUUGGAUUCAACUACUCUCAAUCCAUGGUCUCUCAGAUUUGAACUUGACAAGAUGAUGAUGAGUGACACAUUGACUAUGGCUCAAGUUGCUAAGAAGAUUCAAGAAGAAUUCCAAAACGACAUUACUUGUUUCUACUCUGACGAUAACGCUGACAAACUUAUUCUCGUUGUUCGUAUUCACAAGGAUGAUAAAGAAAAGGAAAAGGAUGCUCAAGUUGCAAAGGAUCCAAGUGAUGAAGUUCUCAGAAAGCUUGAAGAAGAAGACAUUGAAAAUAGUACUGUUGAAUUUUUGAGAAGACUCGAAUCAAACAUGUUGAACGAAUUGGCCCUUAAGGGUUAUAAGGAUCUCAAGAAGGUCUUUUUGAGAGAAGAAAAUGACAAGAAGGUUUUCAGCAGUUCUGGUGUUGCUACUGUUAAACAAUGGGUUUUGGAUACUGAAGGAUGUAACUUGUUGGCUGUCUUAUCUCACCCUUAUGUUGAUCAUACUAUUACAACAUCUAACGAUGUUAAUGAAAUUCUUGAUGUUUUGGGUAUUGAAGCAUGUAGAAAUGCCCUCAUGAGAGAAAUGAGAAAGGUUAUUGAAUUUGACGGUUCUUAUGUUAACUAUCGUCACUUGGCCAUUUUGUGUGAUGUUAUGACUCACAGAGGUGGUUUGAUGGCUAUUACUCGUCACGGUAUUAAUCGUAGUGACACUGGUCCAUUGAUGAGAUGUUCUUUCGAAGAAACUGUUGAAAUUCUUAUUGAAGCUGCUACAUUUGCUGAUACUGAUACUUUGAAGGGUGUUUCUGCUAACGUUAUGGUUGGUCAAUUGGCUCCAAUUGGUACUGGUUGUUUUGGUUUGUAUUUGGAUGAAGAAUUAUUGAAGCAAGCUGUUGCUGUUAAACCAAGCUUUGUUACUGAAACUAAAUCAAUGUAUGGAAGUCUUGGUGCAACAACACCUUAUCAUACAAGUGGUUUGGCUACACCUUAUCAUGGUGGUGUUGCUACCCCAUAUCAUGGUGGUGCUUCAAGUCCAUGGACUCAAGGUGCAAUGACUCCUCUUGGAAGAACUCCUUCACCAGAAUACCAAGGUGGAUUCAGUCCUUCACCUUAUAAUUCUGCAUUCUCUCCAGUUGCUAGUUCUCCAACUUCUCCUGGACAUCAAGGUGGCUAUUCUCCAUCCUCACCAGGUAAUUAUAGUCCAACCUCACCUGCUUAUUCUCCAAGUAGUCCAAACUAUUCACCAACUUCACCAGCUUAUUCACCAACAAGUCCAAAUUACAGUCCUACAUCACCAGCUUACUCACCAACUUCACCAAAUUAUUCACCAACAUCUCCUGCUUACUCGCCUACUUCACCAGCUUAUUCUCCAACAAGUCCAAACUAUUCACCAUCAUCACCAGCUUACUCUCCAACUAGUCCACGUGCUACAAGUCCUGGUGCUGGUUAUAGUCCAUCUUCUCCAGCUUACUCACCAACUAGUCCAAGCUAUUCACCAAGCAGUCCAAAUUAUUCACCAUCAUCACCAGCUUAUUCACCAUCCAGUCCAAACUAUUCACCAUCUUCUCCUGCCUAUUCACCAAGCAGUCCAAGUUACAAUCCUGGUGGUGGUUAUAGUCCAUCUUCACCUGCUUAUUCUCCAACCAGUCCUAGCUAUUCACCAACUAGUCCAAGCUAUAGUCCAUCAUCUCCUGCCUAUUCACCAGGACGUGAAGAUAAAUAA